Messenger RNA from Penicillium griseofulvum, 3432 nucleotides. Its product is annotated as DDB1/RSE1 family protein. Gene Ontology annotation, molecular function: nucleic acid binding; protein binding. The record is from RefSeq and is a predicted model, not a curated record. The transcript is spliced from 4 exons. The coding region runs from base 1 to 3432 and encodes 1143 amino acids. Gene Ontology annotation, biological process: proteasome-mediated ubiquitin-dependent protein catabolic process; DNA repair. NCBI's taxonomy places the organism in Eukaryota, Fungi, Ascomycota, Eurotiomycetes, Eurotiales, Aspergillaceae. Gene Ontology annotation, cellular component: site of double-strand break; nucleus.
AUGGCUUACGUCGUACCCAUUCAUCGGGCGAGCAGCAUUCGUCAUGCAGUGAGGCUGAACUUCUUCGCUCCGGAGGAGGAGUGCCUGGUCGCAGCCAAAGCCAGCCGUCUCGAGUUCUACACACUUACCCCGGAUGGGAUCGUCCUCACCACGACUCGUGCUCUGAACGCGCGGGUCACUAUGCUCGCGCGGCUACCGGCACCAACAAAUUCACCAACAGACCACCUGUUCGUCGGCACAGACCAAUACAAUUAUUUUACGAUAACAUGGGAUCGCGAAUCAAACGAAAUCAAAACAGCGCGCACCUGCGUGGACAUCGCUGAGCCCUCGUCCCGGGAAUCUCAAUGCGCACCACGAUGCCUGAUUGAUCCCACAGGCCGGUUUAUGACGCUGGAAGUAUAUGAGGGUGUCAUAGUUGUUGUUCCGAUCGUACAACCGACGAAGAAACGAGGACGGAUGUCGAUGGCUGGUUCUCAGGCUGACCAGGCCCUGCAGGUGGGAGAGCUUGAUAAGCCGACUACAUCCCGCAUUGAUGAGCUUUUCGUUCGAUCCUCGGCAUUCUUACAUUCGGAGUCUAAUCCCUGGCUGGCACUACUUUACGAGGAUAACCAGCAGAAGGUGCGGCUUCGAAUCCGCGAGUUGGAUUUCACGCCGGGUACUUCGGGAACUACGGCAGAUGCUACUUUCAAGGAGGUGCAAAAGUUGGAAGGAGGUGAAUUCGGACAGGAGCUUGAUCUUGGAUCGUCGCAUCUUAUCCCCAUUCCAGCUCCGCUGGGCGGUCUUAUUGUGCUCGGAGAGACGUCGAUAAAGUAUAUCAACGAUAAUGCUAACGAUGUGAUUACGCGGAAUCUUGACGAGGCGACGGUCUUUGUGGCCUGGGAGAAGGUUGAUAGUCAGCGGUGGCUGUUGGCUGAUGACUACGGGAGGCUAUUCUUCUUGUCCUUCAUCUUGAACAACUUGGGCGAAAUCGAUGACUGGAAGCUCGAGUAUCUGGGCAAGACGGCUCGUGCAUCGGUGCUGGUCUAUCUCGGCGGAGGCAUGUUGUUUGUUGGAUCGCAUCACGGCGACUCACAGGUCCUCCGGCUCGAUGGAAGCUCGUUUGAGGUCAUCCAGACAUUGUCUAAUAUCGCACCAAUCCUCGACUUCACUAUUAUGGAUCUCGGGAACCGUACGAGUGAGAGCCAAACCCAUGAAUUCUCGUCCGGGCAGGCUCGAAUUGUGACAGGUUCUGGCGCCUUCGAUGACGGGACGUUACGAAGUGUGCGUAGUGGCGUUGGCAUGGAAGAGUUAGGUGUGCUUGGGGAAAUGGAGCAUAUCAAUGAUCUCUGGGGACUGCAAACUCGAAGCAACGGCGACUUCCUGGAUACCCUUAUUGUUACAUUUGUUGACGAAACGCGCGUGUUCCAGUUUAGCCCUGACGGCGAAGUUGAAGAGUUGGAUAACUUCCUGGGGCUUUCACUCACGGAAUGUACCCUUCUCGCCGCAAGACUCCAGGGUGGCCGUAUUCUUCAGGUCACAGAACAGCGAGUGCUGGUGGCCGAUCUAGAAAGCGGAAUGGUGACAUUUGAAUGGGCACCUCAGGAUCAGAAGCUGAUCACUGCAGUGUCGGCCAAUGAGGACCAUCUGGUUCUCGUUAUCAGUGGUCAAAUUGUGGCAUCCUUCGACAUUAGGGACAAUGUCCACAUGAUCACGCAGAAGGAUCUUGGCGCCGACCAGCAAAUAUCUGGGCUCACUGUCCCAUCAACGCCAGCGGGGGUUUUCAUUGCAGGGUUCCCACAGUCAGCCAAGGUGUCAAUCAUGGCUAUUAAGGACUUCGCUGUUCUCCAAACAAAAUCCCUAGGCCCAACUGGAGAGAGCUUCCCUCGAUCAGUUCUUGUAGCCGAGGUGAUCGCAGAUAGCGAGCCCACCCUGUUUAUCUCCAUGGCCGAUGGCUGCGUCAUUACAUUCUCACUAAACCCACAAGACUAUUCUCUAAGUAAGAUGAAUAAGCUCAUUCUUGGUUCCGAACAACCCACAUUCAAGAAACUCCCCAAGGGCGAUGGCCUAUACAACGUCUUUGCUACCUGCGAGAAUCCUAGCCUGAUCUAUGGCUCGGAGGGCCGGAUCAUCUACUCUGCAGUGAACUCCGAGGGUGCAUCACGGAUAUGCCAUUUGAAUGCAGAGGCAUACCCGGAUUCCAUUGCGGUGGCGACCGAGAAAGAGCUGAAGAUUGCUCUAGUUGACAAAGAGCGGACAACCCAAAUUCAAACGUUACCAAUGGGCUCGACUGUCCGUCGUGUGGCAUACUCCCCUUCAGAGAAGGCAUUUGGGAUUGGCACGAUUGAUCGUAAGCUCGAGAAUGGCGCCGAGGUUGUUAAGAGCCACUUUGUCCUCGCUGAUGAGAUCAUGUUCCGGCGUCUUGAUGCAUUACAAUUAGGUCCUGAUGAACUGGUGGAGAGUGUUGUUCGUGCUGAGCUCCCGGCAGGGAAGGAUCAAAACGGAAAAGAGACCAUGAAGGACCGAUUUGUUGUCGGCACGGCAUUUGCAGACGAAGAGCAGGAGGAAUCAAUCCGCGGGCGGAUCCUCAUUUUGGAAGUCGACCACGGCCGCAAGCUGAGCCAAGUUGCCGAGCUGCCAGUUCUGGGUGCCUGUCGUGCUCUCGCUAUGAUGGGCGAUUGUGUUGUUGCGGCGCUUGUUAAAACCGUGGUUGUGUAUAGAGUCAAAGUCAAUAAUGUUGGACCAAUGAAGCUCGAGAAGCUCGCUGCAUAUCGGACCUCCACCGCACCAGUCGACGUAACAGUCGUCGAUAACAUAAUUGCGGUGGCAGAUCUUAUGAAGAGCCUUUGCCUUGUUAGGUAUACGCCGGGCCACGCUGGGGAACCUGCCAAGCUGACCGAAGUCGGUCGUCAUUAUCAGACCGUUUGGAGCACGGCAAUUGCCUGUAUCGGAGACGAGACCUUCCUCCAGAGUGACGCUGAAGGGAACCUUAUCGUUCUCUCACGGAAUAUGAAUGGAGUCACCGCCCAGGACAAGCACAGGCUGAUCCCUACCAGCGAAAUUUCACUAGGGGAGAUGGUCAAUCGUAUCCGACCAGUUAAUAUAGCACAGCUUGCCAGCGUUACGGUGACACCGCGUGCGUUUAUGGCAACAGUUGAGGGUUCCAUCUUCCUCUUCGCCGUUAUCAACCCUGAACAUCAAGAUUUUCUCAUGACUCUGCAAACGGUCCUUUCCACCAAAGUCAAAUCAUUGGGUGACUUGUCGUUCGACAAGUUCCGCGGUUUUAGAACUAUGGUGCGCAGCGCUGAUGCGCCGUACCGGUUCGUCGAUGGCGAGCUUAUUGAGCAGUUCUUGAACUGCAGUCCAAGCAUGCAAGAGGAAAUUGUGCGGGAGAUUGGCUCCUCAGACGUCGAGGAGGUCAAGAGAAUGAUUGAGGCGUUGCGGAGACUUCACUGA